Messenger RNA from Sitophilus oryzae (rice weevil), 1584 nucleotides. Its product is annotated as probable proline--tRNA ligase, mitochondrial. The transcript has 5 exons. Gene Ontology annotation, molecular function: proline-tRNA ligase activity; ATP binding. Gene Ontology annotation, biological process: prolyl-tRNA aminoacylation. Lineage: Eukaryota; Metazoa; Arthropoda; Insecta; Coleoptera; Curculionidae. The record is from RefSeq and is a predicted model, not a curated record. Gene Ontology annotation, cellular component: mitochondrion; cytoplasm. The coding region runs from base 180 to 1499 and encodes 439 amino acids.
AUACUAUAUUGCUAAUUUCCGGAGCAAGUUCCGGAGCUAGCUUAUGGAGCUAACUUCACAAUUAUUUACAAAUUUCAUAACCUAUAAUUUUAACUAAUUUUUAAAAAUCGUGCUGUUUAAAUAAAAUGAUAAGAAGUUUAAAUUUUCUAAAGGAUAAAUUUUAGCUUAUAAAAAUUAAAAUGGGUGUAAUAAACAGACUAUCUGGUAUAUUCCAGCCUAUAACUGUAACUGCUAAAGCGUCCAAUUUAACUCAUAAAGGUGUGACUUCAAAGAGUCAAAGGUUGAUGUUAGAAUUAGGAAUAUUACAACAAGCUAAUACUGGGUGUUUCCAUUAUUUGCCUUUAGGAUUAAAGUCACUUAAUAAGCUUAUUAAUCUUGUUGAUGAAGAACUGCAGAAUAUUGGAGGUCAAAAGAUGAUUUUUCCUACGUUAGUUAAAUCAGAUUUAUGGGAAAAAAGUGGUCGAGCAAGUGAAAUGGGUCCUGAAUUGUUAACAUUACAAGACCGACGUGACCAUAAGUAUAUUUUAGCUCCUACCCACGAGGAAACAGCUAGUCAUCUUCUCUCUAGCAUUGCCCCAAUAUCAUACAAAAAUCUCCCAUUACUAUUAUACCAAAUAACUUCAAAAUUUCGAGACGAAAUGAAGCCUAGAUUCGGACUAAUAAGAAGUAGAGAGUUUAUCAUGAAAGACAUGUACAGUUUUGAUCUAACACAGGACACAGCUUUAGAGACAUAUGAAAAAGUAUGCAGCAGUUACAAUAAGAUAUUUAAAAAGAUAGGAGUAAAAUUUAUUAAAGUUUUGGGUCAUUCUGGAACAAUGGGUGGAAAUCUGUCACACGAAUAUCACUUUUUAACUGAUAAAGGUGAAGAUAAAAUUGUGAAAUGUAGCAAAUGCGACUUUAUUGGAAAUCAGGAAGUAUUAACAGAUACAGGUUGUCUAAAAUGUAAAAGUGAAAAUAGUUUAACAUAUGAGACAGGCAUAGAAGUUGCACAUACAUUUAUGUUGGGAGAAAAAUACUCCAAGCCGUUGGAAGCAAACUGUAUUGAUAAGAAUACAAAGAAACAUACAUUGCAAAUGGGAAGUUAUGGAAUAGGAAUAAGUCGAAUUAUAGCAGCUUCAUUAGAGUGUCUAAGCUUAGAAAAAGAAUUAAGAUGGCCAGAUCGUAUAGCACCUUACAAUGUUAUCAUAUUACCACCAAAAUUAGGUAGCAAAGAGGAGAGUCUGAUAGGAAAUCUAGGAGAAAAACUUUAUCAUAACUUAGAGUCUGCAUUUCCUUGUUUAAAAAAUAAUGUUUUACUUGAUGACAGAACAUCAUAUACAAUAGGUCGUCGUUUUAUAGAUGCAAAGCGCACUGGUUAUAGAUAUAUAAUAGUAUUAAAUAAAAAGUGUGGAGAUGCAAUACCAUUAUACGAAUUAAAUGAUCUUCAUAAGGACCAACAACUGUAUUUAAGUGAAAAUGAUCUUGCUAAGUAUAUUAAGGAAAACACUGAUUUCGAAUAAUAAAAAACAUGUGCAAAGUAAUAUGUAUUUAUAUUAAAAAAAAUCUUCCCAUUUAGAUGAUACCAAAACUAAUAACUCUAUUUAA